Messenger RNA from Medicago truncatula (barrel medic), 1106 nucleotides. Its product is annotated as peroxidase 44. Gene Ontology annotation, biological process: hydrogen peroxide catabolic process; response to oxidative stress. The transcript is spliced from 2 exons. Gene Ontology annotation, molecular function: peroxidase activity; heme binding. Lineage: Eukaryota; Viridiplantae; Streptophyta; Magnoliopsida; Fabales; Fabaceae. The record is from RefSeq and is a predicted model, not a curated record. Bases 127 to 1101 code for a protein of 324 amino acids.
GGCAAUUUCAACUAUGCAUUUGAAGACUCUUUUUCUUCCUAUAUAUAUAGAAAUUCAAUUUUCAUUUGAGAAGCACAAUAUAUCAGAGAAUAUUAAGAAAGUACGAGUAAAGUCAAAAGGUUCAAAAUGAAGCAGAUAUCAAUCAUCAUCUUUUUCUUUAUACUUCCCUUGGCAUUUGCAGAUCUAGAAUUAGGGUUCUAUGCCUCUUCCUGCCGAAAAGCCGAGUCCAUUGUUAAACAAGUUGUGCAGAAGCGAUUCAAUCGCGACAAAUCCAUAACCGCAGCUUUGCUUCGUAUGCAUUUCCAUGACUGUUUUGUCAGAGUAAGAACUAUUUUCAUCCAUGUGCAGGGUUGUGAUGCAUCCCUCCUCAUAGAUUCAACCAAGAACAACAUAUCAGAAAAAGAUACAGGCGCAAAUGACAGUGUUAGAGGCUACGAUCUAAUUGACGAUGUAAAGGAAGCAAUUGAAGCUGCAUGUCCAUCAACGGUUUCAUGUGCAGACAUCGUAGCACUUGCUACAAGAGAUGCUGUGGCCUUAUCUGGAGGACCAAAAUACAAUAUUCCUACAGGAAGACGUGACGGAUUAAUCGCCAAUAGGGAUGACGUUGAUUUACCAGGACCUAACAUUCCUAUAGGAGCACUAUCACAAUUUUUUGCUGCAAAAGGAAUUACAACAGAAGAAAUGGUGACCCUUUUGGGAGCACAUACUGUUGGUGUUGCACAUUGCGGUUUUUUCGCAAGUAGGUUAUCUAGUGUUAGAGGGAAACCUGAUCCUACAAUGGACCCUGCAUUGGAUACUAAGCUUGUGAAGUUGUGCAAAUCAAAUAGUGAUGGUGCUGCAUUUUUGGAUCAGAAUACUUCUUUUACUGUUGAUAAUGAAUUUUACAAGCAGAUUCUUCUUAAGAGAGGUAUAAUGCAGAUUGAUCAGCAACUUGCUUUGGAUAAAUCAACAAGUACUUUUGUGUCUAAUUUUGCUUCAAAUGGUGAUAAGUUUGUUAAGAGUUUCGCAACCGCUAUGAUAAAGAUGGGGAAAGUUGGAGUUUUGGUUGGAAAUGAAGGAGAAAUCCGCAAGAAUUGCAGGGUUUUCAACAAACGCAAUUAGCUAGA